Molecule: messenger RNA, 2505 nt
Organism: Plasmodium gonderi
Lineage: Eukaryota; Apicomplexa; Aconoidasida; Haemosporida; Plasmodiidae
Exons: 5
Coding region: 1-2505 (834 amino acids)
Source: RefSeq, a predicted model, not a curated record
AUGCAGGUCGUUUGCGAUUUCGCACACCUGAAGAUGCUGCAUGGGGAUGUGCCCAUAGGGAAGAUAAUUUAUAAGAAUCUCAAAGAAGUGACUAAGAAUCAGAAUUAUCAGUUUGAUGAAGAAAUAUCAAACUUUAUGAAUCUUCGAGAUAGAAUAAUUAUGGAACAGGGGAAGGAUAUGGGUGUAACGUUGUUAAAUUUGUAUAAGGAAUAUUUAUUUUAUUUUGAAACCUUCCGGAAAAAGAAAUUAUUGAGUGAAAAGAAGAAAUUAUUAUGGACAAAUGACGUAUUUGAGAAAUAUAAAAGAAUAGAGUAUGAAUUUGAAAAUGAGCACAUUUUAAUAAUAUUUAAUAUCGGUCUUGUAACAACGAGUAUAUUAAAAUCGAAGAAAAAUUCGGAUGAUAUAAAAAUGUUAAAUAGAAUAUCAAAUGAAGUAGUAGAUAUAUUUAAUUAUUUAUUUGUAAAUAUGAAUGAAGAAAAAAUUUGUGAAUUGACUGAUAUAAAUUGUGUAAGUUGUUAUAUAUUCUUAUGUAUCUCGUUGGCAUAUCAUGAAAAUAUGUUUUACAACACAGCAAUAGUGAAAAAGUACAAGAGAAAUUUGUUAGCCAAACUUUCCUUCAAUAUAUAUACUCAUUUUAAAAAUGCACUCAAUUGUCUAGAAGGAAAAGAAUUAAAUAAAAUUUUUAAAAAUCCUUCCAAAGUUUCUGCAUCGACUGAGAUAAAAACAAAUUUGCAACACAUAAGAAAUAGUCAUAGUACAUUUUAUAACUUUAUCCUUGUAAAUAAAAUAAUAUUUAUAAGCAUUAGUAACUAUCACACCGCUUUGAAAUAUGCUACUUUAAAUUCAGACGUAGCUAAUGAUGAUAAUAUAAAAAUUGAAAAAUAUGAUGUGGAUAAGAUAGGUGAAAUUAUAUGUCGACUGAAAUACAGCCAAGAUAAUGUGUACAAAUGUAUAGAACUAUGUAAGAAAUAUAAUUUUAAUAUAAAUAUCACAUCAUUAAAAGAAAAAAUUCACACAGCUAUCGAAUAUUUUGAAUAUGAAAAUAGAAAUAUAUAUUUUGAUGUAAUACCCAGCUAUGAAAAUUUAUGUGAUAUAAAAGGAACGUCAGAAGUUAUAAAAUUAAAGGAAAUAGAUAUAUCCAAUAUUUAUAUAAAAGCAAAUAACAUUUCAUGUAAUUUAAAACUAUUAUUCAAUGAAAAGGCAGAGUUAGUGUACAAUAUGUAUAACAAUGAAGCUAUAUCCGUUUAUAAUAUUUUUUUUAAAAAUUUGUUAAGUCUAAAGGAUCAAUACAAAUUGAUAGAUUUAUCUCAUCGAAAAAAUGUUCUUCGCACUCUGCAUAAUAUUAUCAUCAGUACUUAUAACAAAAUUACGAAUUUACACAAACCAACUCAUUUUGAAAAUAAUUUAAAUUUUCUUUUAAAUAUUGAACAAAAUUUAAAGGAGAUCUUAACACAAGUAGAAAAUAGUCUCACGGCAGAACACACGAACCAUGUAGAAUUUCAAAGAAAGUUUUUGAAUGUAGGAAUUAAUCAAGAAUCAGUUAAUUCAUAUAAUUCAUUUGUAUACCAUUUGACUAUUUUUAAAAAAUCGCUAGAAGAAAUUCAGUUAAGUGUAGACAAUUUCCGAAAUUUUCUACAAAAUAAUCAGACCAAUUUCCAAAUUUGUCAAAUGGAUAUCUCGACCUUUGCUAAGUACAUUGUCGAUGACUUGAACACGUGUACAAAUGUAAAUGUUGAAUCAUUAGAUCAUGAACAUACAUAUUAUAAAAAUAUGUUAUCAGAAGAUAAAGAAAAUGAAAUCAAUUCUGCAAGUAGCAUCAACGAUAUAACUGAAUCCACUAGUGCUAACAUUCCUAUUUUAAACUAUUUCUAUUUUCACAAUUUUCUUAAGAAUAAAAAUUUAUCCUAUUCUACACAAAAUAUCAAUGCAUUUAAUGAAAAAAAUUUGCAUCAUUAUGACAUUCUCAAUAAUUACAUAAAUGUGCACUCAGAGGAAAAACUCUUUUUCGUCAUCCUUGCCAUUUACUUUUCUCUGAGCAUCCAGUUGAAUGUAUUUGCGGCUGACUUGGAGGAACUGAAGAAUAAUAUGCAUGAUGUAUUCCUCAACUCGAUAUCGGAAGAAUACGACGAGGGUAAACUGAACGAAUUACUCCAAAAGCAGAAAUCCAUAUUGAACACAAAGAAAACAAAACUGGAAGAAAGCUUGUCAUCGUUUGAAAAAAAUCUUAACCAAUUUUAUGAUUAUUAUCAUGAGUACAGCAAAUUAGAUUACUUUAAAACGAUAGAGGACCUGAACAAUUUCACCAAUAAUCUUAUGGGGAUGGUAGAGAAGUUAAACGAAAUGAACAAGAAGCAUUCGUAUACUCUGAAGAAUUCCCUUGUGUUUAAGGAUGACAUCAACAGAUAUAUAUACAUGCGAGAAAGUGAGCGUUCGACUAUUAGGGUACAACAAAUCCCAAAUGCUUACUCAAGAAACAUUCACAACAGCCACGAAAGCUUUUAUUGA